Messenger RNA from Glycine soja, 2366 nucleotides. RefSeq lists its product as uncharacterized. The coding region runs from base 272 to 2164 and encodes 630 amino acids. NCBI's taxonomy places the organism in Eukaryota, Viridiplantae, Streptophyta, Magnoliopsida, Fabales, Fabaceae. The transcript has a single exon. The record is from RefSeq and is a predicted model, not a curated record.
AAGGGAAAAAGAGGGAGAGGGAAAGGGGAGCAUCGAUGGCAGAUUAAAGAUUCCUGUAGCGAGUUCAAUAAUAAGUCCUCCACCACACUCAGAUCUGCGAGUCUCUGUAUUGUGUAUACUGCUGCAAAUUCGAUGUUCAAUUCCCAAUUUCUAUUUUCAAAUUCUCAGAAUUUCAACGGUUUAAUUUUAAGUGUAUGAGAUCUGAGCAGAAAUCAUAAUUUUCCAUCGCACCGGAAGCCGGAACCCUAACCGAACCUGAUCCCAAUCUCCGAUGUCUUGUUUAGCGCUUUCUCUGCAACCCGCAAAUGGAUCCGACAUUCUCCUCCAGACGCGCGAGUGGUUCCCUCCCUCACGCGCCCUCGGCGCCCUCUCCGCCUUCCGCCACACGCGCCGCGCCUUCGCCUCCAACAAGCACUCGGCCCCUGACGACGCCUACGCCGCGGAAUCCAUCGGCGACGACCCCCUCGCUGCGUCCAGCGGCCAGGUCAUCGUCGGCGUCGAGAGCCGCUACCGCGUCGUGUACCGCCUCGUGAACGGCAUCUACGUCCUCGGCAUCACCGUCGCCGACCACGACAACUCCGUGAACGUGUUCGAGUGCAUCCACAUCGUCAACCAGGCCGUGAGCGUUGUCGUCACGGCGUGCCGCGGCGUCGACGUCACGCCGGAGAAGCUCAGCCGCAAGUACGCAGAGAUCUACAUGGCCCUCGACAUCGUCCUCCGCGGCGUUAGCAACAUCCGCCUCGCCGCCAUGCUCGCCACCAUGCACGGCGAGAGCAUCGCCAAGAUGGUCCACUCUGCCAUCGACACCGAGAACAAGAUCCGCGGCGCCGAAACAUGGCCCUCCGCGGAGGUGCAUUCCCUCGAACACCAGGCCGGCAUCGACGCCUUCACCACCGCGACCUUCGAAUUGCCGCCGGAGACGCUCAAGGCCGGGGACGAGGUCGCCGCCAGCCUCGCCCCCGCUGCGCCGGAGCCUCAGGAGGAGCCGCAGCAGAAGCAGGAUGAAUCUCAGGUGGAAAAGGAUCCUUUUGCCGCGAGUGAUGCAAUUAACAAACCACAAGAGCUUGUUGAAGGGUUCAAGAAAACAAAGGAUCCUUCUAGUACUGAUUUAACCUCAGCUUUGGAGGGGCUUGAUGUGACCACAUUGCCCCCUCCUGAGGCUACUCAAUCCACGCAAAUAAAUGUGGAGGGUUUUGAAGGGAACUACGGCGGAGUUGAGUUUGGGCAUGAACAAGCUUCUAUUGGAGAAGCUUUUGAAGGUUUCAAUGAUGCUUGGGGUGGUGGACUUGAUCCUUCUGAGUUUGUGGGUCCAACCAAGCCUAAUAAGCCGCAAGGACUUGGUGGGGUUGAAUUGUUGCAGACUGGGCCUGAUGCUGCUCCUAAAGCAGCGGCUGAAAGUGGUGCCGGAACUCCGCUGGAGAAUUUGUUGGUGAAGAAAACUGAGAUGAGGGGUCCUGAGAUGUAUAUCUCGGAGGAGAUUAGUGCCGAGUUUAGAGAAUCGUUGCUUACCAGGGUGGGAUUGAUGGGUGUUGUUUACCUCAGAACUUUGCCACCCAAAACUGCUGGUGAUAAGGAAACUGAAUUUUCGUUCCGAAUUGAGGGAACAGAAGCUGUUAAAAGAUUUGUUAUACAAAGUUCGCGUGUUAGUAGCCUUGGUAAUGGGAUGUUUCAUGUGAGGACUGCAGCCUCUGAGGAGCCGAUACCCAUUAUGAAGUAUAGUUUGGUUCCUAGUCUGACGCCUUUGCCUUUGAGGGUUCGACUUACAAAACGACAUACUGGGAGUUUGCUUUCUGUGAUGAUACAAUAUGCUUCAAACCCUGAUUUGCUAGUUCCCCUGCAUGAUAUUACAUUCACUCUGAAACUGCCUGUUGACCCUACACUGUUGAAGGUUUCUCCAAAAGCUGUGUUAAAUAGGACUGAAAGAGAAAUUAAAUGGGUUGUGCCAGAGAUUCCAUUGAAGGGCUCUCCUGGCAGGUUGAGAGUACGGAUGCCGGUAGAUUCUAACGAAGAUGAUGAAGAAAUUGAGGUGGUUGGUUAUGUGAAAUUUUCUGAGCGAGUAACUCAGUCAUUGUCUGGAGUUUCUAUACGACCUGCUUCAGAUGGUAAGACAGACUUCUACGAGGUUAGUCACAGACUUGAGAGUGGGGUAUACAUGUGCGAUUGAUUUUGUAAUCAUAGUUGAUUAAUAGGGGUUGUACUUUUUCAUUUUUUGGUCAUGAGAUUUAUGGUUUGGUUGUGUUUAUAGCAUUCUUGGAUAUGGAUCAUGUACCUUGAACUCUGGAAUUAUCUGAAAAUCUUUGUUUCUCUGUUGUUAUGGCUGUGAAUUUACAUCAAUGGAUUGUAUUUGGUCUUCACAAAUCACAAUA